AUGCCACCGCAGAGCAACCUCCCCGACAGUCGAGACCUCAAUGCGACAUGGAAGUUCCUCGAGGAGGGCGUCGACCACAUCAUGACGCGCCUCAACGAGGGAAUGUCCUACAAGAAGUACAUGGAUCUCUACACGGUGUCGUACAACUACUGCACGUCGAGUAGGAUGAACUCGGGCGGGAUCAACGAGACGCUCGGAGUGAGCGGGAGCGCAGGCAGGAGCGGUGCGAACUUGAUGGGAGCCGACCUGUAUAAGCACCUGAAGGAGUACUUCAUCGAGCACCUUAAGGGCGUCCGUGCCGAAGCCGCCGACCUCUCCGACGAGCCUCUCCUGCGGUACUACACGCGCGAGUGGGACCGCUACACGACUGGAGCGAGCUACGUCAACAGGCUGUUCACGUACCUCAACCGGCACUGGGUCAAGCGGGAGAAGGACGAAGGAAGGAAGAACGUCUAUGUCGUCUACAUCCUCGCGCUCGUCAUGUGGAAGGAGCACUUCUACACGGCGCUGCAGCAACCCCCCGCGUCAGGCGGCAACAAGCUCACGGCCGCGGUGCUCAAGCUCAUCGAGAAGCAGAGGAAUGGCGAGACGAUCGAGACCGACUUGGUUAAGAAGGUGAUCGACUCGUUCGUCGCCCUCGGACUCGACGAGACCGACACGAACCGGCAGAACCUCGAAGUCUACCGCCAAGCGUUCGAAGCUCCCUUCCUCUCUGCGACCGACUCGUUCUACUCGGCCGAAUCGGAGCAGUACCUCGCAGCCAACAGCGUCACCGAGUACAUGAAGAAGGCCGAGUCGCGUCUCGGCGAGGAGGAGAGCCGCGUCGACUUGUACUUGCACGCGAGUACGAGGAAGGGGUUGGUGAGCAAGUGCGAGGAGGUGCUUGUCAAGAACCACGCCGAAAUCAUGCAGGAGGAAUUCCAGCGCCUCCUCGACCAGGAGCAAGAACCUGAUCUCCACCGCAUGUACCUCCUCCUCUCGCGCAUCCCGAACGGCCUCGACCCUCUCCGCGAGCGCUUCGAGCAGCACGUCAAGAAGGCCGGACUUGACUCGGUCGAGCGUGCGGUCGGCGCUGCGGCGGCUGCGCCUGCGGAUGGCGACGCAAAGGGCGCGGCGGCGGAGAAGAAGGAGUCGGCGGUCGAGCCGAAGGCGUAUGUCGACAGCUUGUUGGCGGUGCACAAGAAGAACAGCGAGUUGGUGGGGAAGGCGUUCAGGGGAGACCAGGGUUUCGUCGCUUCGCUCGACAGGGCCUGCCGCGAGUACGUCAAUCGCAACAAGGCGUGCUCGUCGCCGAACAAGUCGCCCGAGCUCCUCGCCAAGUACGCCGACUCGCUCCUGCGCAGGAGCAACAAGGCGUCCGAGGAUGCCGACAUCGAGCAGGCGCUGUCGGACACGAUGACCGUCUUCAAGUACAUCGAGGACAAGGACGUUUUCCAGAAGUUCUACUCAAAGAUGCUCGCGAACCGCCUCAUCAAGGACACGUCGGCCUCGGAGGACGCCGAGUCGAGUAUGAUCGGCAAGCUCAAGGACGCAUGCGGCUUCGAGUACACGUCCAAGCUCCAGCGCAUGUUCCAGGACAUGCAGCUGAACCGCGACUUCAACGCCGGCUUCAAGGAGAAGAUGCAGCAGACGCACGACGAGAGCGAGCUGUCGAUCGACUUCCAGUGCCUCGUCCUCGGCACGUCGUCCUGGCCGCUCGCCGCGCCGACCGCCAAGCUCAACCUGCCCGCAGAGCUGCUCAAGACCAAGGACCGCUUCGAGCACUAUUACAUGAACAAGCACUCGGGACGAAAGCUUACGUGGCUGUGGCAGCACAGCAGGAACGAACUCCGCACGCUCUACACGCCGCAAAAGUACUUCUUCGUCACCUCGACGCACCAGGCGUGCAUCCUCCUCCAGUUCAACUCGUCCGGCGACUCGCUCUCGCUGCAAGACCUCGUCACGGGUACCGGCCUGCCCGAAGACUCGCUCAAGCCGAUCCUCGCCCUCCUCGUCAAGCAGCGUGUGCUCGAGCUCAAGGACGGCAUGUACGAGCUCAACCUCGGCUUCAAGAGCAAGAAGAUCAGGGUUCCGCUCAACGUUCCCAUCAAGGCUGAGCAGAAGCAGGAGAGCGCAGACGUCAUGAAGCACGUUGACGAGGACCGCAAGAUCCUCAUCCAGGCCACGAUCGUCCGCAUCAUGAAGUCGCGCAAGACGCUCAAGCACCAGCAGCUCAUCGCCGAGACGAUCGACCAGCUCAAGGCGCGCUUCCAGCCUCGCGUGCCCGACAUCAAGAAGCAGAUCGACGUCCUGCUGGAUAAGGAGUACCUCGAGCGCGAGGAGGGCAGCAGGGACAACUACAGGUACCUCGCAUGA
Rhodotorula toruloides NP11 is the source of this 2355-nucleotide messenger RNA. RefSeq names its product cullin 1. Gene Ontology annotation, molecular function: ubiquitin protein ligase binding. Gene Ontology annotation, cellular component: SCF ubiquitin ligase complex. The transcript is spliced from 17 exons. Gene Ontology annotation, biological process: SCF-dependent proteasomal ubiquitin-dependent protein catabolic process; protein ubiquitination. The record is from RefSeq and is a predicted model, not a curated record. Lineage: Eukaryota; Fungi; Basidiomycota; Microbotryomycetes; Sporidiobolales; Sporidiobolaceae. The coding region runs from base 1 to 2355 and encodes 784 amino acids.